Paraphaeosphaeria sporulosa is the source of this 1348-nucleotide messenger RNA. Its product is annotated as SEC14 cytosolic factor. The transcript has 4 exons. Lineage: Eukaryota; Fungi; Ascomycota; Dothideomycetes; Pleosporales; Didymosphaeriaceae. The coding region runs from base 98 to 1159 and encodes 353 amino acids. The record is from RefSeq and is a predicted model, not a curated record.
UUUCCUUCCCAACAUCUCUUCGACCUCGACGCGCAUUUAUUUCACUCUACCCUUCCGCCUCUCUACCAAGACCUCAGUAAUCGACACAUUGCCCACCAUGGCUGCCACCGGCGCAAAAGAGCUCACGCUCGAUCCCAAGUACGACGACUACGACUACCCCACCACUGCUCCCACGCCCCAGAACGGCCACCCCGGCCACACGACGCCAGAGCAGGAUGCGCAGGUCCACCAGCUCAGGGCCAUGCUAGAGCAGGCCGGCUACACCAAGAACCUCGACACGUUGACGCUGCUGCGGUUUUUGCGUGCGCGGAAAUUCAACGUCGAGCUCUCUAAGCAGAUGUUCAUCGAUUGCGAGAAGUGGCGGGCGUCGUACGCGGACGUGGGCGUAGAGGAGCUGGUGCGCACCUUUGACUACAAGGAGAGGCCGGAGAUCUUCAAGUACUACCCGCAGUACUACCACAAGACCGACAAGGAUGGCCGCCCCGUGUACAUCGAGCAGCUCGGCAACGUCGACCUCACCGCCAUGGCCAAGAUCACCUCGCAGGAGCGCAUGAUUCAGAACCUUGUCUGCGAGUACGAGAAGAUGGCCGACCCGCGCCUGCCUGCCUGCUCGCGCAAGUCGGGCUACCUCCUCGAGACGUCGUGCUCCAUCAUGGACCUCAAGGGCGUGGGCAUUGCCAAAGCCACCUCCGUCUACGGCUACCUCCAGGCCGUUUCCGCCAUAUCGCAGAACUACUACCCCGAGCGCCUCGGCAAGAUGUACGUCAUCAACGCGCCCUGGGGCUUCUCGGGCGUCUGGAGCGUCGUUAAGCGCUUUCUCGACCCCGUCACCGUCAACAAGAUCCACAUCCUCGGCUCCGGCUACCAGAAGGAGCUGCUCGCCCAGGUCCCCGCCGAGAACCUGCCCAAGCUGUUUGGCGGGAGCUGCGACUGCCCUGGCGGCUGCGAGCUGAGCGACGCUGGACCCUGGCAGGACGACCAGUGGGUCAAGCCGCCCAAGUGGGCAAAGAAGGCCGAGGACAAGAACGUGAUUGAUAACACGGGCGUCCCUGCGCCGACUGCGGACGCGCCUCAGCAGCCGUUGACUGGCGCUGGGCCCGAGGGCGUUGAGCCCGCUGCGGCGCCGGCUCAGAACCCUAACACUGCGAACUCGGCAUGAUAUGGGAGCUGAAGGAUAUGCGACGUACUGUGUUCAAUUGAGGUAGAAGGGUUGAGGCGAGGUCAGGUGUUCUCUGUCACCUAUGCGUCUUUUUGCAGGCUUCAGAUUCAACUGCUGUAUAGAUGGUCGUGUGGAUGGAUUAACUACACUUGGUAAAGCACACAUAGUCGGAAACCUAUUCCUCUCGUC